Messenger RNA from Stegostoma tigrinum, 7732 nucleotides. RefSeq names its product gamma-taxilin-like. The record is from RefSeq and is a predicted model, not a curated record. Gene Ontology annotation, biological process: regulation of cell cycle. Gene Ontology annotation, molecular function: syntaxin binding. Lineage: Eukaryota; Metazoa; Chordata; Chondrichthyes; Orectolobiformes; Stegostomatidae. The transcript is spliced from 10 exons. The coding region runs from base 52 to 1602 and encodes 516 amino acids.
UCUCAAUCCCUCCCUCCUUCCUUCCUCGGGCCAAUUCACUUCCGUCACAUCAUGGCGACACGGGUUGUACAGGAGGCGAGCAGGCAUGAUUUAACAGCGGAGGACCGGGAGUUUCGAGGUGAAACCAUGGAAACUCAGGAGGUUUGUGGACUGCAUGUAGCUUCUAGAGGUUUGUUGGUUGAUGGCGCCUGCACUGACUCUGCUCCUGUCCUCCAUGCAGUGGAUGCCACUGCUAAAAUAAUUGAAAACGCUUGCAACUUGCAUCCGGCCUGCUACACCAGAGAGAGUGGACUGCUAUCUGUCUCAUCCGCCUGUGUCAUGUUGGAAACAAGAGGAGAGAUACCUGGCAGUGAGGAUAUGCGAAUGGACCCUGCUGGGGGAGAGCACCAUCUGCUUUUGGAUAAAAACAAAGAAAAGGCUCUCGGGAAAGAAGUGAUGUUGCUCAUGCAAGCAUUGAACACGCUCAGCACUCCAGAGGAGAAACUGGCAGCUUUGUGCAAGAAAUAUGCAGACUUGUUGGAAGAGAACAGAAGUGUCCAGAAGCAAAUAAAACUGCUUCAGAAGAAACAGGCGCAGAUAGUGAAGGAGAAAGUUCACCUGCAGAGUGAGCACAGCAAAGCCAUUCUCGCUCGUAGUAAGCUGGAGAGUCUUUGCCGUGAACUUCAGCGUCAUAAUAAAACCUUAAAGGAGGAAAACAUGCAGCGAGCGCGGGAGGAAGAAGAACGUCGCAAGGAAGUGACAGCGCAUUUUCAAAUGACCCUCAAUGAAAUUCAGGCCCAGAUGGAUCAGCACAACCUGCACAACACUAAGCUACGGCAGGAAAACAUCGAACUAGCUGAACAACUGAAGAAACUAAUAGAACAGUAUGAGCUGCGAGAAGAGCACAUUGACAAAGUAUUCAAGCAUAAGGAACUACAACAGCAGUUGGUAGAUGCCAAGCUCCAGCGAACUACAGAGAUUAUGAAAGAGGUGGAUGAGGAGCAUCAUAGAGAGAGGGAGUUUCUGCUAAAGGAAGCUACUGAAUUGAGGCACAAAUGUGAACUGAUGAAGCAGCAGGAGGCACAACUGAAACAGCAACUUUCCCUGUAUAUGGAUAAGUUUGAAGAAUUCCAGAGCACAUUGGCAAAGAGCAAUGAAGUUUUUACAACGUUCAGGCAGGAAAUGGAAAAGAUGACAAAGAAAAUCAAGAAGCUGGAGAAAGAAACCACUGUAUGGCGCACUAAGUGGGAGAACAAUAACAAAGCACUCUUACAGAUGGCUGAGGAGAAGACGCUUCGCGACAAGGAGUAUAAAGGUCUACAGGUGAAACUGGAGCGGCUGGAAAAGCUUUGCAGAGCGCUGCAGACGGAGAGGAAUGACCUGAAUAAAAAAGUGCAGCUUCUUCAGUGUCAGCUUUCAGGAAGUGAUCGGCCUUUAGAGCUGACGAAAGAGGGAUAUCAGGCAUGCAAGACCCCAUAUCCCCCCGAGCUGGUGGUGGUGAACACUUCGAGUCAAGAGGAAGUUGGAAGUCAGUCUCAUGCUGCAGCUAUUUUAGAUCAGGAACAUUCAACUGGAGAAUUAGAAAAUGCAGUUGUGGCUUUGGGCAUAGAUUCUGUUGACUAAAACUAUCUGUUUUAAAGAAUUGUGUGGAGUUAUAUAUUUUUGUGUAAUUAUUGUUUGAGUUGUUCUUGGUAAUUAUUGGCUUUGUGGUGAGAAUUUCUAACACAUUUUUCUACCAUAUCUGUAUUUUCUUAGGGGGAUAAAGGAAUUUAUGUGGUUCAAGUAGUUGUAUGGUGGGUCAAGUUUAGUCUACUUUAUAAAGUUUCAUAAUUGACUAUAAUUGCUUCAUUUUUAGAAUUGAAAUUUUUGACAUUGCAAUCCACCUCAACAUUUAAUACUUGGACUGAGAUGUAAACAUUUCAUGUAAUUUUAAUAACAGAUGAGUGACUUUUUAUUUUAAAAACUGAGCUCGUUUUUUCACAAUGUAGGUGCAACUGGAUAUAUUUGGUCAGGACAUGCUUCCAGAGAGAGGAUUGGUGUUCGUUUUUCUGACAUUGUGCUUUUUGGCUCUUGAACAUCCAUAAAGCACUGUUUCUUGAGUGAAACAUUUAACAGAUGUGGAAACAUCUAAAGUUAGGAGUUGGAGCGUAGCAUAACAAUCUCUGAUUGUCGAUUGCUUCAGAUGAAUAAAGGCAGAUAAGAAACAGGGUCCAUUAGCAGUGUAUCCUGUACCUUUCUAGUAAGUCAUCUUCAUAUGCCUGUGUCAGAAAGAAGCUUUCAGUGGAUCAUGACCCUUAAAUGUGUUGGGAUUGAGCUUAAUUUUGUAGGCCAUUCUCUCGUCAAUAUUUUUGUUAGUUUGCAAAGCUCUGAUGUCUUAGCAUUGGAGAUGACCCUAAUAUGUUAGUAGCAAUUGACCUUUUUAAAAAAAAAUCUUUGUUUUGUAGCUUAAUUGGUCAAAGCUGCCUUUUAAUUUAUUGUUUUCCUUCAUUUAUAUUUGAGAGUUUUCGCUGACAUGAUUUGUUUUCGAAAUGUAGCUGUGGUAACUGCACUAUCCUUUCACCUCAGGAUUUGAGUCUAGACCAAAGCUAAGGAGAUAAAAAAUCCUGUGUCCCUGGCUCCAAGAGUUCCAAAUCAAAAUAAUUUUGACAGUCUGUAUAUCUGGCAUAUCUGUGUCUAAUAAGCCCAAAGCUGUCAGUGGUAGACCUCUAGCCUCAGUUAUUGUGGAUGGGAAAUAAACACUGGUUAAAUACUCUGAAGGGUGGGGUCCUAUAGAGUUUACUGGUGAAACACAUUUCAACCAUAGCAGGGACUUUUAGCUUUUAUAAAUAAGCAUGUUCAGCAACCUCCACACCCAGUCAAAUACUUUAUAAAUGCUGGGUAGCUUGACUGACUAAUUUGAGCCCUGGAUGUGAAAAAGAGACAAUUGAUUACAAGAUUCUGCCACUUUUUAACUGACGUAGUUGUCUUUGAAACUGUAACAUUACAAACUGCCUAUCAAUAUAUUAACUGUUGCACAAUACAAUUCUCAUUUCAGAAGUGCUGAUUGAAGCCCUGUUUUAGCCAGAUUUUCAUGUACGGUAUUUAGCUGUUUUCCAUAUCUUUCUACUGGCCUCCUCUUCCUCACUCAGUCACUUCUGUAAAAUAGUAUUCUGUGCUGAUUUGUCCCAAUGACAAACAAGCCUUGACACUUAUUUUAUCUCUUUUACUGACUCAUUUAUAAAAUAGCUACGGCAAUAAUCAUUAAGAAGAAUUUCUGACCACCUCAUUCAGGAAAGAAUGUUGAGGAAACUGCUCUGCAGUUGUAAGAGUUUGAAACUGAUUCGUAAAGAUCCACCAUAAUAUUUUAAUUAGAAAUUGAAUACAUGACAAUUACUCGUGAAAUACUGUUGUCAAGUGCUAUAUUUUAUUAAACUUUUCCUGUUAGUUUCAAUCAACUGGGCAGUUUAUGCAGUGUUCCCACUGAAUUGUGCCAUUGCAGCACAGUCCACGGGAAUGUGCUGCAGAAGGAAGAAAUGUUACAUAGUGGUUUCAUCUGCUACCUAGACAGUUGCCGUGCUAGAAGCAAGUAUUUGAAAGGUCAAACAUUCCACUUGAUAUGCCACUUGUCCUGUUUCAGUUCUUAACAUUCCAGACAGAAACAUCAGGAUGUCUAAUGAAAUGCAAACCUACAAACCUCAUGAAGAUUUUUUUUUCAUUUCGAGACGUUGCAUUUUUAAAAAAAUGUCAUGAAAACAGACCACUCCAAAUUUAGGAACAUCCUGAUAUCUCUGGUUGCCAAGGCUUGAAACAAACAAUAACCUUUACAACAUUUUGUUUGGGUUUUGGAGAGGGCAAGCACUAUGUACUUUUUGUAUAGUCGUCAUCUUGAGUUGCUGAAAUGUGUGUAGUAACUCACAGCACUUAACAGAUUUUAUCUUUUGUCUAGCGAAAGCUUUAAAUCUGGAGCAGCCUGAACAAAACUUGUCCUCAGGCUUCAUACAAAAGGAAUACUCAUUGGGUUCAUGUUCCUAUCAGUAAGAGUAGAAAUUGUUCGGCAAGACGGAACAAAAGUACCAGUUUUUCUAUACAGCUAGUGCACAACUGAAAGUUGCAAUGUGCUAUGGCUUAUGGUAUUCUACAAAUGAAUUUACAGAACAAGACAAAAGAACUAUUUGGAAGAUAGCAAAGAUAAUGCAGUAUGGAGCUGGAAGAACACAGCAGGCCAGGCAGCCUUGGAGGAGCAGGAAAGUUGACAUUUCAGAUCUGAAACAUUUAGUUUCCUGCUCCUCUGAUGCUGCAUUCUUUCAGCUCCAAUACUGUGUUAUCUGACUCCAGCAUCUGCAGUUCUUACUCUCUCUGGAAGAUGGCAAAGUUGGUUUUCCAUCUUAUUAGAUGCAUGAACACUGUGGUACUGGGAACUGAAAGGAUUCAGCAAGGCAUUUUCUUUAUUUGUGAAUGCGAAGAGAUCUCACAAGCAAAAGUAGUUGAGUAGUUCCUGUUUAAUAUUCACGCAAUAAACCCAUGGCUGCUUGCUCUACAAUUUGAGACACUAAUGACUUCCAUUGAAUCUGAAGUUCAGUUGCUGGCCUAUUGAAAAGUUCUGGUGACAUUCAGGGAAAAACACACCAAUUGAGAAGGUGCUCAAAACCACAUUCCAAACAAUGUUUGUGAACGGCCACUUUUCUCACUGGUAAUCAGUCAUGUAUUUGGGCAAAGUAUUAAGUUUAUUUAACACUGAGCAGAAAGCAUUUUAGAGAUAAUUAGAACUGCAGAUGCUGAAGAAUCUGAGAUAACAAGGUGUGGAGCUGGAUGAAUGCUGCAGGCCAAGCAACAUCAGAGGAGCAGGAAAGCUGAUGUUUCGGGCCUAGAGAAGGGUCCCGAUCUGAAAUGUCAGCUUUCAUGCUCCUCUGCUACUUGGUCUGCUGUGUUCAACCAGUUCUACACUUUAUCUCAAAGCAUUUUAUCCUGAUUUCAACAUUGAAAUGACUGCUAACUUCCACAUCAUUGAAAUCAGAGCAUAUUUUAUAUAAUGUAUUUAAUCCACAAUAGAGUGGAUUGAUGUACCACUAUGUUCUGUAUUUAAGAUGCACUUAAUGCAACUUUAAAAAUUAAGUAGAGACCUGGAACAGUUAGACACAGAAGAAAACAGUCUGGCAUCUCUCACGCGGUAGCUGGAAAAAGACUGCUUUUAGAAGCCACUCCUUAUACUGGGAAAAAGCAAACCAACUGGUGUUUUUUCAUACCCCCAUGCAGAGAAUUUUGAUGCCAUUUCCAUGUAGUUUAGCAUCAUUACUAAUGGUACUACAGACUGACUUUCUAGCAAACUAUCAGUAAAAUAUUUCAUAUGCAUUUCAAAGAAUAUGGUGAAAUUAAGCAGUUACUUACAAUUCCUUCAAUACUGGCUAUAAUCUUAUCCAGUUAUAUGAUUUAGUUGAUAUCACUGUUUAAGAUAGUUAUUUAUCCUAUGGAAAAAGUUCCCUUUGAAUGCAGUCAGCACCUUAUUGUCAGUAACCACUUUGUAUGCAUUCUACAAUUACGGUGAGCAAUUUAAGUUCCUGAUGAUUUUCAUAUGUUGGGAUAAAGUUUUCAAUCCAACAGUUUAACAAUGGAAAGUAUGAAUUAGUACAGUCCAAUCUCUAAGGUAACUAGCUCACCUUUAUAUCCACUUUUUGCUAUUUGCACUUGGCCAGCAGUAUUACUGCCUGCUUUAGAUAAUACUUAAUGUAAAAGUGUCUAGCAACUUGUCAGAGAAAGUAAAUAAUGCAGCCUCAACUAGUCAUCAUGAAACUACUCCAGCCCAGGUUAGAAUAUUUUGAGCCUGCUGCUGUAUUGUUCAGUACUAAAGAUACCUCACUGACUGAACACUGGUAAGUAAGUUUAACAUCAGUUUGCAAAAUUGCUGUCUAAGAUUUAAGAAAGCUUUAUUGUCUAGUAAAGCUCAAUUUUUAAAUCAGGCAGAAGCAAAAAUGCUGCUUUGUGAUUUUUGUUGUGAGAUCAUAGUUUGUACUAUGUAUCUUAAUUAUAUGAUCAAUGAUUUAAACUUAGAAAUGUGAAAUUAAAUGUCUCUUAAGCAGCAUCAUUGGGCAGUUUGAUUAAUUGAGGUACACAGAUGAUUUCCUUCUGAUCUAUAUAAUUGACUGACUCUUACAUCCUUUGCAUUUGUUCCAAAUAUCUUAAUUACUUCAGAAAUUGCAUCCCAGCUGUAACUGGUCGAAACGCCUUUUCACUUCUAUGGUAAAGUUGUCCAGAGCACUUAGUUAUUUUUAAAAAAUAACUUUGAGAGGCUUGCUGCAUUUUUUUUGACAAAAUAGUUUAAUGUAAUUACUUGCACAGAAACAAUAUCUGUAGAAGUACAUUAAUAUUGAAAUUUUAAAUUUUUUGCUAAAGCUACCCAAACAGACCAAAUCUCUUAUUAAAGAAACUUGGUGUAAACUUUCUGCAGGUUUCCUUAAGAUUUGCACCAGGUUUAAUUUUCAUAUAAUUAGGACUCUACACGAAGUGCAAAAUCUAGUUAAAAUAAUGUACCUUUCUAGCUAAUAAGGUAAAAUAAUUUGGUUGGUUUUCAUAAUUGAGAUUGAUGUGAUUUAAGCAAUUCAGGUUUAUUGUUCCUUAAUGCCCCCUAGUGUCUUGUCAGGUGAUUUCACUCCUUUCUGCUGCCUAAUGUGAUUAUCAUGUUCGGAGUGUGGGGCAACAAUUGACCUCAUUUUACUUGGACUUCAACUUAAAAAGUGAACAAUCAGGAUUUCCCUCUUAAAAACAAAAAUCAGUGAAACUCUUGCUGUAAAGUAUAGGUGGUUUUUAGGUUACAAAAAGGUUAUGAUUUUGUCAUCGACUACGCCACACACUUCGGAGCUUGCAUGUGAAGGUGAAAGCGUUAGGAGUUUGUGAAGCCUCAAAGCCAUAGCCUAAAAUCAAGAUCAGAAAGGAAAGAAAUAACAUUGUUACACAAAUGUUUGGUUUAUUUUGUUUUAUAACUGGUAAGGGAGGUGGUGACUGGAUUAUUUUUAAGCUGCUGUUCCUUGCACUUGACUGGAUUAAUGUGAGUCAGGUACAAAUUUGUUCAUCUUGUAAACAACAAAAAAAAAUCACUGACUCAGGUUAGAGGCUGCAGUUUCUAAUGGGAAGGGAAAAGGUGAAUUGAACAUUUUCAGUACAGAAAAUAAUAAUGCUUUAUGUUGGAUAUUUCAGUAUGUUUCCUUGAAACUGUCAUAACCACCAAUGAUUGUUUUUAAUAUUGGUCUUCCUACUUUGUGAAGAAUUAAGAUGCAGCUUCUAAUCCAGAUUUUACUGCAGUUCAAAACCAAACUACUUAAAAUACAGACUGUAUUUCUACUUUGAAAGUCUAACGUUUUGUGUGUGCAAAUGCAAAAAUAGCAGUUGUUUGGUGCAUAGCAUGUCUUCCUUGUACUGCCCGUGUUGAUCAGUGUUUUACCUGUGGCAAAGUACACUGUACUGACAAUGUAUUUACACAUUUAACUGAGAAUGCUGUGGUUGAAACCUCAGGUGAUGAUGAGAACAAAAAAAAAAUCUACCUCUGAACAUUGUAGCAGAGAAUUACUGUGAAACAAUGAGGCAGAAAUCGUCAAUACUUAAAAUCAGUUUUAUUUUUUUCAGGGGUUUGGGCAAGUAUUUGAAUGGGCGGUCAGCACAGUCUUGUUUUCAAAUUUUCAAGUUUUGUAGAAUUCCUGAAAUGUGAAUCUAAAAUGUUAUUUACUAAGGACAUGUACAAAGCAAAUCAAAUAUAAGUAUAGAAAACAACUAUCGCUGCUUUUUG